Molecule: messenger RNA, 429 nt
Organism: Brugia malayi
Lineage: Eukaryota; Metazoa; Nematoda; Chromadorea; Rhabditida; Onchocercidae
Exons: 4
Coding region: 1-429 (142 amino acids)
Source: RefSeq, a predicted model, not a curated record
AUGCUUUUCUAUCUGCUGCUACUUGUUACAUUGGUUAAAUCACAAGUACAACAUACAGUUAUCAAUAGUUUCAACAAUAAUGUCAUCUGUGUCAACAAUGUUUGCUAUGAUGCCAAUGGCCUAUUUGUUUCUGGUGGUAACGGAUGCUAUGUUAUUAAUGGAAAAAUCUACAAAAAUGGCGUGUAUUUACGUGAUAUGACACCAAUGGAUUAUCGAAAAUUGGAAAUCUAUAAUCAAGAAGUAAAUCGCUGGAGUGUAGAUCUUCAAGAUAGUAUACAGCGUAGUUUUCCAUGGGAUGUACGAAAUCCAUCACAUACGGAAUUUCCAUGGAAUAUGAUGUCAAGAGACAAGCGCCACAUAAAUGAUCAGAAUCGUCGUCACAGACAUAAGCGAUUCAUGCCUUUUCCAGUGGUACCAUAUUUCUGUUGA